AUGAGAGCUGCGCCAGCGUUCACAGAAUAUCUUGUAAUUGGGCUCGACCCAGAAUUACGGAAAGUAUGGUAUGCGUUGAUUGUUGCCUUAACUUAUACAAGCAAGAUGUUUGAAGUGCAUCGUCGAGCCGUGGCACUUUCGCUAAGCGGAGCCGGGCAUCUACUGCCUUACCACGCUGGUGUUUGCCAGGAGCUUCUGAAUUUCGCCAAAACCCAAGGACAACGAGUACCUCUGGAAAUAGCUGCGCUAUCUGGUAGUAGUUCGGGUGCCAUUGUAGCCGCUGUCGCCGCAUUCGCGCCAUCGCAAUUGGAGUCGCUUGCUCUUGAUUUCAUCCAACAGCGCGGGCGAGGUCUGUCACUUUUACAAGAGACUUUGGAGAAUCAUCAGACAUCUCAACAAUCCGACCAAUUCACGAACAAGCAAACGCCACUGUCACAAGGACAGCCUGCAUUACAAAUUUACACCACACAGUGUCGGAGUGGUGAACCCUAUGCGUUUUCUUUUUCUUCGUAUUCUCCCCUGCUGUUGGAUGCAAUUAGAGCGUCUUGUCAUGUUCCGAUCUCGUUCCACCCCGUCGAUAUGAUAUCUUGGUCACCAUUGUCGCUGCCGUUGACGUUUGCGGAUUCGGAAGGAGUCCUAAUCCAUGAGGAAGCCUACGUGGAUGGAGCGAUCGCAUCACCCGCGCCCCCAACUCCACACCAGCUGACGCGUGUCGUAGUAUCACCCAUCAGUGGUGGUGUCGGUACACUGGAUUCCGACCAAUGGCGCAUUAGCCCCCACGACACAUCCUGGAGGAUAGGUAGUGUAACCUUGAAAGGAUCCUUUCCGGUUCGAUUGUCAACGCAAAAUCUCCGUGCUUUGCGCACCUCCGUGGGAGCAACUUCGUCGGCCGAGCUGGAACGAUGGUAUCAACUUGGUUUGGAUGAUGGUCGAAGAUUUUGCGAAGACUGGGAAAAAAUAGGUGCAUAA
Molecule: messenger RNA, 969 nt
Organism: Phaeodactylum tricornutum CCAP 1055/1
Lineage: Eukaryota; Bacillariophyta; Bacillariophyceae; Surirellales; Neidiaceae
Exons: 1
Coding region: 1-969 (322 amino acids)
Biological process (GO): triglyceride catabolic process; lipid homeostasis
Cellular component (GO): lipid droplet; membrane; cytoplasm
Molecular function (GO): triacylglycerol lipase activity
Source: RefSeq, a predicted model, not a curated record